Messenger RNA from Penicillium longicatenatum, 2567 nucleotides. RefSeq names its product serine/threonine protein kinase CLA4. Gene Ontology annotation, cellular component: cytoplasm. The record is from RefSeq and is a predicted model, not a curated record. Gene Ontology annotation, biological process: protein phosphorylation; regulation of MAPK cascade; intracellular signal transduction. Gene Ontology annotation, molecular function: ATP binding; protein serine/threonine kinase activity. Lineage: Eukaryota; Fungi; Ascomycota; Eurotiomycetes; Eurotiales; Aspergillaceae. The coding region runs from base 84 to 2567 and encodes 827 amino acids. The transcript has 3 exons.
CAGGAGGUCUGGUCGCGCAUUCGCUUCUCCUAGCCCCGCGAACGCUGAUCCCGACGUGACUCCAAACUCGGGACUGAACAAUCAUGGGUUCUUAUGGAAAUGGUACCGCGUACUCGCCGGAUCAGUUCAUGAAUCCGGGGCCGGCUCCCCGCCCCCCAACUGAUCGUCCUAAGUUGACGCUUCCUACCAACAAUCCAGUGGCCACCUCGUUCAGCCAGAUGUCCUUGAAUUCGCCGAGUACACCAGGCCCCGGCGGCAAUCUAUCGCUGUUCCCUAACACCAGCACUCCGUCCUUGGCCCGGAGCCAAACCGGCGGAAGCGGCGUCACCAUUGUGAAAGAAGGCCUGGUGCGAUGCAAGGAAGACAAGUUUCUGGCAACAUGGAAUCAGCGCCAGUUGAUCCUGCGCGAAUACAAAAUCGAAUUUCUGAAGACCGAGUCCGGAAAAGUUGUUCUCUCAUUCCCUCUAUCGACCGUCACCGCUGUUUCUCGUUCGGAGGAUUCCAAGAUGGCCUUUGAGAUCACACGACUGGCCAAUCCCAAGGAUGCAAACUCCAAGACUGCUUUGAUCACUCGCGACGUGCCCACUAAGACCAUCACUUGUGAGGUGAAAUCUGAUGAUGAGAUCUACGAGUGGAUUGACAAGAUCUAUGAGCGUUGCCCCGGUAUGGGUGGUGUCAGUAAUCCCACUAAUUUCAGUCACCGCGUCCACGUUGGCUUUGACCCGCAGUCGGGUGCUUUUGUCGGCUUGCCUCCAGAGUGGGAGAAGCUGCUGACAGCCUCUGCCAUUACUAAGGAGGACUACAAGAAGAAUCCUCAGGCCGUGAUUGAGGUCUUGGAGUUUUACUCUGAUAUCAAAAUGCGAGAGCAGAACCCACAAUAUUACGGUGGAAUGAAUGGCUCUUCAGGUAGCCCGAACAAGAUGCCUACGAGCACUUCGGUGGGCAGCGGCAUUGCCCCUCCCCGACCCGCUCCACCAGGCCCCAUGCAGCGCCUGGACAAUGGACAGUCCAUGCGUUCCGUAUCUUCGCCAACAUCGGAUCGAAAUGCGGACCAGCAACAACAAUUGCAGCAGAUGAAGGAAGCAGCGGACCAGGAGCGUCGCCGAGUAGAGGAAGCCCGUCGCAAGGAAGAACAACAAGAAUAUAAUGCAUCUCUUCCCAAGACACGUACUCCACUGGCCAAACAGGAGCUUGGUGGGUACGGUGGUGGUUCAGACACCCGCUACCAGCCAAGUCGCCCUGCCCCACAAGCGCCUGGCUCUGGAGCUCGCGCUCCAGCCUCCGAUUCCCGUCAGCUUACCGCACAACGACCGGCCCCCGCUCCGCCAUCGCAAAGUCCUUAUGGUGGACAAGCUUCUUCCCGCACCCCGGGUGGCUCUCAGGACCAGGGAUCGCCCUCGCGCUAUGCUGCAAAUGACCCUCGGGCUCAGGCUUCGUCAAGCCGGCCCCAACAGGCUCAGGGACCUCCCCCGACCCGGUUGCCGGCUCCUGUGCAGCAGGUGAAACCGCUGAACAUAGCCAACAAGCAGCCAACCCCCAAGGCCGUUCCCGAUAGCGUUCGGCAGGCAGAGGCUGCCUUGACCAAGAAGCCCGACACCCGACAGAAGGAGGUCCGUAUGUCGGCUAUGUCCGAGAAUGAGGUUAUGGACCGACUUCGCGCCGUGGUUUCCAAGGACAACCCGAACGAGUCCUACAGCAAGCAGCGCAAGAUCGGCCAGGGUGCCUCUGGCUCCGUGUACGUGGCACGGGUCAAAGAACAUUCUACAUCAGCUGUGGCUCACGAGCUGUACCGACAGUACGGCCCGCGGUGCCAAGUGGCUAUUAAGCAGAUGGAUCUGCGCAGUCAGCCCCGCAAGGAGUUGAUUGUUAACGAGAUUAUUGUCAUGAAGGACAGCCAGCAUGCCAACAUUGUGAACUUCCUAGAUUCAUUCUUGCAAGAGUCAAGCAACGAGCUCUGGGUUGUCAUGGAGUUCAUGGAGGGUGGUGCUUUGACCGAUGUGAUCGACAACAACCCAGUCAUUCAAGAAAACCAGAUUGCGACCAUUUGCGCCGAGACUUGCAAGGGGCUGGCCCACCUGCAUAGCCAGAACAUCAUUCACCGUGAUAUUAAGAGUGACAACGUUCUCCUCGACCGUGUCGGCCAUGUCAAAAUCACUGACUUUGGCUUCUGUGCCAAGCUCACCGAGUCCAAGAGCAAGCGUGCCACCAUGGUGGGUACCCCUUACUGGAUGGCACCCGAGGUCGUUAAGCAGAAGGAGUACGGUCCCAAGGUUGACUGCUGGUCUCUGGGUAUCAUGGCUAUUGAGAUGAUUGAAUCCGAGCCCCCUUACCUGAACGAGGAGCCCCUAAAGGCGUUGUACCUCAUUGCCACCAAUGGUACCCCACGCUUGAAGAAGCCCGAGAAACUGAGCAAGGAGCUCAAGGCUUUCUUGAGUGUCUGUCUCUGCGUGGACGUCCGUAGCCGUGCUACGGCCGACGAGCUUCUCGCCCACGAGUUCUUGCAGACUGGCUGCAGCCUUGCCAGCCUGGCAGAAUUACUGCGCUGGAAGAAAGCCAACGGCCAGUAA